Gekko japonicus is the source of this 3768-nucleotide messenger RNA. RefSeq names its product protein phosphatase 1 regulatory subunit 21 (gene PPP1R21). Gene Ontology annotation, cellular component: early endosome; membrane. The transcript is spliced from 22 exons. The coding region runs from base 55 to 2352 and encodes 765 amino acids. The record is from RefSeq and is a predicted model, not a curated record. Lineage: Eukaryota; Metazoa; Chordata; Lepidosauria; Squamata; Gekkonidae.
GCAGCUAGUUCGGCCGCUCUCCGGAUAGCGGGCUUUCAUCCGCUGUAGGCUACAAUGGCGGCAGCCGUCGAGCUGCAGGGGAAGUACCAGAAACUGGCGCAGGAAUAUUCUAAGCUUCGAGCUCAGAAUCAGGUGCUUAAAAAAGGUGUUGUGGAUGAACAAGCAAACUCAGCAUCUCUGAAGGAACAGUUGAAAAUGAAGGACCAGUCACUCAGAAAACUUCAACAGGAAAUGGACAGUUUGGCCUUUCGAAAUCAGCAGCUGGCCAAGAGGGUAGAGCUGCUUCAGGAUGAACUGACGUUAAGUGAAUCAAAAGGCAAGAAAAAUAAGAAAAGCGGCGAAGCUUUAUCUCAGCUGAGUCAAGAACAAAAGAAUGUCUUUGAUGAGGACCUUCAAAAGAAGAUAGAAGAGAAUGAGCGACUGCAUAUUCAGUUCUUUGAGGCCGAUGAGAAACACAAGCGUUUGGAAUCAGAGCUGCGGAACAGACUGGAGGUCUUGGAGAUGGAGGCUGCGCAGCACCAGGCGGUGGUGGACGGGCUAACGCGGAAGUACAUGGAUACAAUAGAAAAACUGCAGAAUGACAAGGCCAAAUUAGAAAUUAAAUCUCAGACUCUAGAGAGGGAAGCCAAGGAUUGCAGGGUUCGAACAGAAGAAUGCCAGCAGCAACUAAAGAAUCUUCAUUCUGACUUGGGUAGCAGGUUGGAUGAGUCUUUACGCAUUAUCCGUGAAAAAGUACCUUUCAAUGAUACAAGAUCUAGCCAGUACACUGCUCUGAAUGUGCCAUUGCACAACAGGCGACGCCAGUUGAAGCUCCGUGACCUUGUCGGCCAGGCACUGGCCUUUGUUCAAGAUCUGGUAACGGCUCUUCUGAAUUUCCACACCUACACAGAGCAACGAGUCCAGAUUUUUCCAGUUGAUUCUGCCACAGACACUAUAUCUCCAUUAAACCAGAAGUUCUCACAGUACCUCCAUGAAAACGCGUCUUACGUUCGCCCCCUGGAGGAAGGAAUGCUGCUCUUAUUUGAGAGUGUCACGGAGGACACUGUCACAGUGCUGGAAACAACUGUGAAAUUGAAAUCAUUUUCUGACUACCUAACGUCUUAUGUCCACUUUCUCAGGAAGAUUCUUCCGUACCAGUUGAAAAGUUUGGAAGAAGAGUGUGAAUCUUCUCUUUGCACAGCUGCGUUAAGAGCCAGGAACAUGGAGCUCCAAAACGACAUGAAGAAGCUGACGACUGUCUUUGAGAAGCUGCACACGUAUAUUAGUCUUCUUGCCUUACCAAGCACAAAGCCAGACAGGCUGCUUCGGACAAACUUCAGCUCAGUGUUCACGCAUGUUGCAUCAGCUCUUCAAGGAUUUCAUGAUACCAUGAAAGAUAUUUCCAAGCAUUAUAGUCAAAAAGCUGCCUUGGAGUGUGAGCUCCCAACAGCCACGCAGAAGCUAAUAACCACAAAUGACUGCAUCUUAUCGUCUGUGGUGGCGUUAACAAAUGGAGCAGGCAAGGUUGCUUCAUUCUUUAGCAACAAUUUAGACUGCUUCGCUGCCUCAUUGAGCUAUGGGCCUGAGGGAGGAAUGGAGUUUAUCAACCCCCUCUCAGCCGAAUGCAUGCUUCAGUACAAGAAGAAAGCCGCUGCAUACAUGAAAUUACUGAAGAAGCCGUGCUGUGAUUCAGUGCCUUACGAAGAGGCCUUGGCCAACCGCAGAAUUCUUCUGAGUUCCACUGAGAGCAGAGAAGGCCUCGCGCAGCAGGUACAGCAGAGUUUGGAGAAGAUUGCAAAACUGGAGCAGGAAAAAGAACACUGGAUGCUGGAAGCCCAGCUGGCCAAAAUCAGGCUGGAGAAAGAGAAUAAAAAGGUGGCCGAUAAGCUCAAGAACUCUGGCAGUGGCCAAUUGAUCGAGGCAAGCCUGGAAAGUUCUCUCCUACUGAGCGCAGCUGAACAGGAGAAGGAGGUUGCCACAGAGAAGGAUCUGAGGGAGCCCGUUAAAUGCACGAGUUUGGUUGGAAUGCUAACAAUGACUGCUUGCAAUGAAGAGAUUCCAGAAGCUGAUACCCGGGAAGACUUGAUAAAGAACCACUAUAUGGCAAGGAUAGUGUGCCGAGCACUUGCAAAGCGACUUUCUCUAGCUGAGAAAUCUAAAGAAUCGUCAUCAGAAGACAUGAGGCAAGCUAGACAGAGUAUCACCAGAUUACAGGAUGAGUUGACGACAACCAAGAGAAGCUACGAAGAUCAGUUAAGUAUGAUGAGUGACCACCUCUGCAGUAUGAAUGAAACCUUAUCCAAACAACGGGAAGAAAUAGAUACACUAAAGCUGGCAAGUAAGGGAAAUUCCAAGAAGAAUAAGGGUCGAUAGUAUCUACCAGCCAGCUGUCUUUCAGAUCUCGCUGCUGCAUGGCGACACAGAUGCUGGAAGUGUUCAGUUGGCACAUGCCUCCUGACUGCACAUGGCUGUAGUGGUGGACUUAGACACUUGUAAUUUGGUGUUGUGUAUGGAACUGAGACCACACCAGGUUUGGUAGUUGGCAUAAAGCAAAACAAACUUGUUAUGGUCUACAAAGCAGGUGGGUAACACACACUCCGUGGGUAACUUGCAUAGGAAUUAACCAUAACUUUUUACCACACUUUGUAACUGCUUUUUAAUUUCUGUGUACAAACUUCCAAAGUUUUGUAUAUUUGAGUGGAUGUUUGGAUAAACAGAUCUGGCAUCACUAUGGUAACUGUUUUCUCUGCCUAUGAGGUCACCAUUCCAGCCCAUCCAUUCCUUUCUGUAAGUGUAAAAAAAAGUCAGAGCUAUCAAUGUUUUUGGCCAUGUGAGCUGUGCAGUUAUUGUAAAGUGUACUACUAAUAGUCUUCUCUUCUAGGUUACCUUAGAAUAUUGCCUGAGAAAGGCAGUUCAUGCAAAAUUCACAUCAAUUAGAAUGAGUAAAUUAAAAAGUGUACAGUCGUAGUCCCUUGAAAUCAGGUGCAGAAAGUUGGCCAAAGAAGGCAUUUGUAUAAAACUGUGGUGAAGAGAGGUAAUUUAUCCGUUUUUUUGUUGUUAUUGCAAGUCCUCAGUACCUGCUGACAGAAGUGGAUGGCAAGAUGUGAAGAGGAAACUAAAAUGAUGAAAAUUAUUUUUUAGGAAGAUCUUUUACAUGACAGGAGUUGGGAUGGUACUUAUGAUGGAUCCUCUAUUUCAAAUGAAGGCUGCUAUAGUGAAUCUGACUAACAAAGUACCAAACUGGACAAAGCUGUGCACUUAAAGGCCAGUUCAGCCAUUGAUGGGCCAGAAAAUAACUUAUACAUUGUGGGGUUGGGCUUCAGCAAUAUGCCUGAUCUCCACAAUGCUAUUUUCCUUCUCUUUGACAGUAAAGAUUGUGCAUAGAGACAUAUGCACACUUUGAACAUCCAGAGAGGCAUAAUUGCCACACAGAUUGCAUAUAUGUAUAUUCCCGAAACUGUAAAACAUUUCCUGCUGCCUGUUUCUUGUGUUGGGCUGUUGGAUGUCUGAAUUGGCCCCAUGGCCUUUUGGAAUUAUCCCGUGGACAUCUUGGGGUUCAAAAAUUAUUCCCAUUCAUAUUUUCUGUGGGAAUCUUGGCUGCACUAACCUAAGGCCUUUUCAACACAUUUCUGGGAAGGUUCUCUACCACUCAUUCAUAAGAUGUUCCUUCACUGACUAUUUCAUAUUGAAUUACUUCUGUUGCUCCCAUAACAGAUAGUCCUGUGUUCAAGGGUUUACUCCAUUGUAUCAACCAUGUCAAUGUGUAUUAUGAAUACAGAAUAAAUAUAC